UUUCAGCGUCUGUUGUAAUUGUAAUGGCGCCGGUCGCAGACAGAAGAUUGAAGGAGAGAGUCUGAAAUACUGACCGCUGGUUGUGGACGUUUCGGCUCUAGUUUCGCUGGGGCACCCUGUCAGAAGCGUAACCAUAUCCGUCCCAUUUUACGCCCCUCGGGUUAUUUUCGCUGGUGGAGAGUGUUUUGGCUGAAGGCAGAUGUACCCGUCGUGGGGUCGCUACGGUGGGGGAGGGGCGCACAUCCCGUAUUAUGGCGGAGCUGCUCAGCCUCCAAUGCUUCCCGCGCCGCGGGUCCCGGCCCCGGGGCUGGUCGUCGGCCCCACCACCGUGCCCCCGCCUGUCCCCAGCACCGGCCUGGGCUCGAACUUCCAGACCCUGAGGGAACAGCACCUCCAGCAGAUGCAGCAGCUGCAACAGAUGCACCAGCAGCAGUUGCAGUCAGUGCUACAGCAUCCUUCCCACCAGCAUCAACCACCACCGUCAAUACCGCCACCACCUUUGCCACCUCAUCUGCAGCAGCCUCCACCAAACAUUUGGGACACCACCAAUACCCAGAGCCCACUCACUCAGACCAAUCAAUCCACUCAGCAACAUCCUGAUUUCUCCUCCGUGGCUUUACAGUCAACAUCAGCAAGCACUGUGGCAGCAUCUGGUGACAAAAAGGCGAAUGAUUACGCAUUAGCAAUGAAUGGAUCUUAUCAACAGCAACAACAACAAUAUUGGUAUCAACAGCAUCUGCAGAACCUACAGAAGCAUGGAAGCAAACAGUAUGGAGAUCAGCAAGAACAGAGCCAGAGUGCAGAAAUGAAUCAGGUUAGCGAUUCAGCACAGCAGACACCUGCAGAGGACAAGGAUUGUUAUGCUACACAGCCACCAUUGCCACCAGCUCCACCUUAUGAAGUAACCAAAACGCAGCCACCACCUCCACCUCCCAAAGAAGAGAUGCCCCCACCUCCGCCACCUGAAGAAGCAAAGCCUACCAUUCAACCACCAGAAAAUCCAGAGGAAGCAGAGAGAUUGAAAAUGUUGCAAGCAGCAGCCGCUCAAUGGCAGCAACAACGCAUUGAGUAUCAGCAGCAAACCAUGAUGCAACAACAUAAUCAACUUCAACAACUGCUGCAACAGUACCAGCUUCUAAUGCAGCAAAUCCAUCACAUACAGUCAUUGCCUCUGGAAAUGCAGCUGAGACACUUAGAGAUGCAGCAACAGCAGUUCAUCCCUCUGUAUCAAGAAUGGCAGCGACAGUUCCAGAUUUGGAAGGCCCAGCUGCAAGUCUAUCCUAACAAGGAUCAACUCCAACAGUAUGAAACUCAGUGGAACCAGUGGCAAGAGCAAAUGGUAUCAACGAACCAGCACUUCCAAGAAAGAAUGGAUGCUCUAAGAAAUGUUCAACAGCAGUACAUGAGCACUCAACCCCCAAAUUACCUGGAAAAUACAUCAAGAGGAUUGAUGUCUCAAACUCUGCCGAUGCCUCCAGUGCCACCCAUGGGGAUGCCACCUACACCACCAUUAACUGGUUCUUCUACUCAAGGAACAACAAGUUCACCCGCAAUCUCAGUUUCUUCAGAUGAGAAAAGUCCACCAAUUUCCCAAACCCCUACAACGGUGUCUCAGGCUCCUCCUUCCAUGUCUCAGGCUCCUCCUUCCAUGUCUCAGGCUCCUCCUCCUCUCAUGUCUCAGGCCCCUCCACUGGUAUCUCAAGCCCCACCACCAGCAACUCGGAUGCCUCUGCCAAUGUCUCUAAUGCCUCCACUGAUGUCAGGCCCACCACCGCCGUUGACUCUGCCGCCUUCCUUAAUGGCUCUGCUGCCCCCGCCAAUGAGCAUGCCACCUCCCCCUCUGGCUCCUCCACCAAUGACUAUGGCACCACCGCCGAUUUCUCAAGCCCCCCCUCUGCUGACCACUCCACCACCAUCGCAGGCUCCUCCACUGAUGACUCGGCCCCCUCCACCUAUGACUCUGACCACUUCUUCAAUGUCGCAAGCGUCUACACCAUUAUCUCAAAGUUCACCUGCUGUUGCAGAACAGAAGAGACCCUUGAUUCCAACACCACAUGACGAAGUCAAAGUGUCAUCUUCAGUUUCAACACCACGCUAUAGUCGAUUUGGGCAAUACGGGAUAAAGCCACCAGAACAGUCCCAAAGUGGGCUGCAAUUUGAAGACCUUGGAGCUCCAAGUAGGUUUGAUGGACCCCGUGGAAGAGGAAAACGCAAAUUUGAAGAGCCAGGAGCAAGAGAAGGUUCUCGGUCACGUUUUGAUUCAAGAGGUCCUGCAUUUCAAGGUUAUCGCUAUGAGGGACUCCAAGCAAAAUUUGAAGGGCAGGGUGUAGGCCUGCAGGUUGAGAGUGAGGUUGCUACACAAUGCACCAAGAAUGAGGCUGCAGAUCAUCAUGUUAAGGGUGAAAUUAGAGUUGACAGUAUUAAAGAUUCGUCUGGUGGGGCACAGGAUAAAAAACAAACUCCAGGUCAUCAACCUGCGGCCAAGCCAUCGAGGCAGGCUCCAGAUAAUGAACUAAAAACUCAGGAUCCAAGUAGCUUCCUUGAAAAACAAGGGUUGCUUAACUGUCCUGGGGAGCAAGUGUCUGGAAGUCAACUUGAGAAUGCUGAGAAGCAAGUUCUUGAAAAGCAGGAUAGUUUCCGUCAGAUUAAGGGAAAUUCCUUUGAAACACAGAGUCCUAUUAAUUGUCUGGAAAAACAGAGUGCUGGUAAACAACUUGAGAAGCAGGGUGAUAGUUUUGAGGGCCAAGGUCCCAAUCGUUGUUUUGACAUGCAGGGUGUAAGUAAUCGCAUUGAAAGCCAUGGUCCUGGUCUUCACUUUGAGACCCAAGGUCCUGGCAAAGUCAUUGAAGGCCAAAAGCCUAGCAAUCAAUUUGAAGGGCAGGUUCCUGGCAACAACAUUAAGAGUGAGGGUCCCAGCAGUCGUCUGGAAGGUCCAGGUCCUGGCAGUUGUCCUGAAGGUCUAGCUCCCAGCAUUGGCUCUGAGGGAUAUGGACCCAGCCAUCACUUUAAAGGGCAAGGGCAAAGGGGUCACGUUAAGGGCCAUGGACCUGGCAAUCGUUUUGAUGCCCAGUGGCCUGAUGGUCACUAUGAGGGACAGGGCCGGGGUGGCCGCUUUGAACGCCAAGGUCCGGGUACCUGCUUUAGCAACUUUGAGGGUCCAAGAGGCCAUUUUGAAGGCCAGGGGAUGGACAGUGGCUUUCAGGGUCCCGGUGGUCGGUUUGACAACCAGGGGAGAGGCCAUUUUGAGGGCCCUGGUGGCGGCUUUGUGGGUCCAAGUGGUCCCUUUAAGGAUCCCGACGGACACUUCGAGGGUCAGGGCGGGAUCUUCGAGAGUUCUGGCAGAUUGUAUGACGGCCCCGGAGGGAGAUUUGAGAGUCGGGGUGGACGAUUUGAGGGACACGGCAGCCACUAUGAGGGUCGAGGUGGGCGGUUUGAGGGUGCAGAUGCUAAUUUUGAUGCACCAGGAGGCCAUUUUGAUGUCCCGGGAGUGCGAUUUGAUAGCCUGGGUUCUGGUGGGUUUGAGAGUCCAGGUGGCCAAUUUGAAGGCCAGGGUCAGGGAGGUCACUCUGAGGGCCUAGGGCGUGGCGGUCACUUCGAGGGCCAGGGCAGGGGCGGUCGUUUUGAAGGGCAUGGGAGGGGCAGCCGCUUUGUAGGCCAAGUUAGGGGUGGUCGCUUCGAGGGCCCGGGGAGAGGCAGCCACUUUGAGGGCCAGGGAAGGGGUGGGCGCUUGGACGGCCAGGGACAUGGCAGUUGCAUUGAUGGCCUUGGGCGCGGUGGCCGCCACAAGAAUCAUGGACGUGGCAGUCUUUUGGAGGGCCCGGGUUCAGGCAAUAGAUUUGAAGAUCAGGGUCCUGGUGGUCGCUUUGGGGGCCAAGGUCCUGGGAAAUACUUUGAGGAACCGAAUCCUGAUAACUGCUUUGAGAAUCAAGUUUACUUGGAAGGACAAGAUUCAGACAAUCGUUUUGAGAAUCAGGGUUCAGGAGUUAAUCGCUUUGAUGUGCCAAAGGCCGGUCGAUUUGAUGGUCCAAGAGGUGGAUACUUUGAAGGACCAGGAGGCAAUUGCCUUGAGGGACAGGGUAAAGGCACCCGCUUUGAAGGGCAGGCUAAAGGCAAUCGCUUUGAGAAGCAUGGCCCAGGGCACCGUUUUGAGGGGUCAGGGCCACACUUUGAAGGACCAGGUGCAGCACAGCGAUUUGAUAGGCAGGUUCUAGGACAGCAAUUUGAGGGACCUGGACAACGGAUUGAGGGUUCUGCUGGACGACUUCAAGUGCCUGGAUCACGGUUUGAUGGACCACAGGGUCCAAGAUCAAGUGAUCCUCAAGGGCCAUCUCCCAGUGGAUCUUCCAUACCUAUCUCAAGAUCAAAAGGACCUCAAGUUUCAGCUGGGCAAAUCGGAAAAGAUUUGAAAGGACUCCAAUCUUCUCAGCCAUCUUCAAAGCAAGAUUCAGGACAGGUAAAACCUAUUGGAGAUGUGAAGCUGGAAAAUACAGUAGAAGAUAAAAAUGUAACACAAAGUAUUGGUACUGUACCACAGCCUUUAUCUACCACAGUGCCGGUAGAUGAAAAUAAUCCAGCCCACGGAAUAUUUGCUGCCACAGAUCCCAAAGGUUCUGACUCUUUAGCUGGUAAAGAUUUGUUGAAAACAAAUGCUAAUUUAUCUAAAUCACAUGAAAUUCAGAAGAAAAUGGACGGUUCUGACGUUCCUUCAGUCACUGUAGGUCACGUCCAAAAAGAUCCAGUGACAAUGUUGCCUUCAAAUUCAGCAUCUACCACAAAGAUCAUAUUUGAAAAACAUGGACUAAAAACUGUAGAAACUGGAAAGAGAUUUGAAUCCACAUCAUUGUGUCAGAUUAAUGACCGAGAGAAAGGUCCAGAACACAGGCCACAGAUUGGCACGGAGUACAUGUCUAUGCGCAAGGGGGACAUUCCCAUUGAUGGUCCAGAGAUGAGACCAUAUCAAAAGACAGAAAUGCAAGCAUCUUGGCAUCAAGAAGGAGGGAGACAAAUGGAUGAUCGUUUCUCUGGACCUAGAGGAGGUCCAGGGUAUGAAAGAGAAAGAGCCGCAUCCUGGGAAAGGAAUAAUUGGAGAGACACAGGCCCAGACAUCUGGGAUGAGCGAGAUCCAUUUAGGAGAGAUGAACGGCCGCUUCUUCGCACCCCCAUGAAUCAGGAAAUAUCAAAUCAAAGGGAAAACCGAGCACCUCCUGCAAAUGAAACUUUUGACAGAGGAUUUGACCAAGACUUUGACAAGAGUGGAAAAUCACAAGAAUAUGGGUUUAACAGAGACAAUGAGCGCAACAGGGAGUACUUCCACAGACCAGACGAAUGGGAACAUCAUGGUCGUGGACGAGAAUUCUCUCCUUUGCAUCCACGACCAGACAGGUGGAGAGAAGAGCAGUGGAGGAUUGAACCUGAAAGAGGCUAUCAGCAAGAGCAACAACGGGAGUUGUGGGGGCGGGACUAUCCAGAAAGGCAAGAGUGGAGGAGAGACGAACGAAUUUAUCCUCCGGACAGGCUUGCCUGGCAGAGAGAACGAAUUGAUGAAAGAAGGUAUCCUGAAGCAGACAACAGGAGAUUACCCUUUGACAAUUUGCGUGAAAUUCCAUCCCAGACCGGUCCUGCUCAUGUGUCCGCUUUACCUGAAGAAGCACCGCUGCCUUUCUCAGACAAACCUAUGGUGGACCAACCACCCGGUGGGCAAAAUAUUGUAGCUUUGUCUGAGCGAGAACAUGAAAUCAUUUUGAAGGCAGCACAGGAAUUGAAGUUAUUACGAGAGUUGCAGGAGAUUGAAAGAGUACCUCUACUUCCCAACAAAACAGAUUCCACUGGAAUUCCUCCAGUAAUUCAAGAUUAUCAAAACUCUAAGACUGGUAAAGACUUCUACAAGGAUAUGGCGAGCACUGACAACUCAUUACUUGGUCCUGGACCAUCAGAUGCUCCCGUUCAAUCAGAGCGUUGGGACACUGACACAUUCCAUGGAUUGUGGGAUUCUGCAUCUGAUCCCAAAAAUCCUGAUUCUAAUUAUGGCUUUCAUGAAUCUUCACCAAUCUCAACUACUCCUCUGAACAAGCCACCGCCAAUUCAAAAAACCGUUGAUUAUGGACAUGGGCGUGAUUCAGGAUCAGGAAGAAUUGAACAGAUCCCUUAUGGAGAACGAGUUUCACUCGGUCCUGAGCCAAUACGGGAAAGGAUAUUCGAUAAAGAUUUAAUAGGUCCCCGAGAUCGUUACGGAGACAGAGAUCCAUUUUUAGAACGAAGGGGAGAUCCUUUUUUGGAUCGCAGAGAUUUUGAUAGAGAGCAUGAUCUCUACAGGGAUAGAUCGAUCGGUGAUUAUGAAAGGGAAGGAUUUGAUCGUGAAAGAUUUGGACGUGAAGAAAGAAUGUCUCACAGUCAACCUGGUAGGUCAGGUGGAUAUCACAACUAUCAGGAUAAUAAAGACCCUUUCAACCGAGGGGGAUUUGACAGGCCACCACAGUUUGAUCGCUUAUCCGAUCGACCACCAUUUGAUCAUGCACCCACUGGUUUUGGAGGUGAAAGAAGGGGAUUUUCUGAUGAGAGGAUACCUGCAGCAGCCCCUCAUCCACCACAUCCGCCUCCACGUGUUGAAAAGAAGCCAGAAAGUAAAAAUGUUGAUGAUAUUCUAAAAGUGCCUGGCAGACAAAGCCGGCCUGAUAGGAUUGUAGUUAUUAUGCGAGGACUCCCUGGCAGUGGGAAGACGCAUGUUGCAAAACUCAUUCGUGAUAAGGAGGUAGAGUAUGGAGGAGCUGCACCACGGGUUCUCAGCUUGGAUGAUUACUUCAUGACUGAGGUAGAAAAAGUGGUGAAGGACCCAGACAGUGGCAAACGAGUUAAAAAGAAGGUUUUGGAGUAUGAAUAUGAGCCAGAAAUGGAGGACACAUACAGAAGCAGCAUGUUCAAAACAUUCCGCAAGACGCUGGAUGAUGGCUUUUUCCCCUUCAUCAUUGUGGAUGCCAUUAAUAGCAGAAUCAAACAUUUUGAGCAGUUAUGGAGCGCAGCCAAAACUAAAGGCUUUGAGGUUUAUAUUGCAGAAAUGAGUGCAGAUAAUCAAACCUGUGUCAAGAGGAACAUCCAUGGUCGCAAAUUGAAGGAAAUCAAUAAGAUGGCUGAUCAUUGGGAUUCAACUCCACGCCAUAUGUUGCGUUUAGACAUUAGAUCGCUCCUCCAAGAUGCUGCAAUUGAAGAUGUAGAAAUGGAGGAUUUUGAUCCCAGUACUGAGCAACAGCCACAAGAGUCUGAAGAGCAACAAGAAGAUGAAUCUACAAAGGAUGCUGCUGAUGAGGAGGAAUACGAAACGGGUUUCGUGACAAAAAGCAAAUGGGAAAUGGACACAUCGGAGGAGAAUCUAGACAAGCUGGAUGGGUUGAGGAGCGGCAACAAACGGAAGCGAGGUUGGCAUGACAGUAUUGCAAACCAAUUGGAAAAUUACCUUCAACUUCCUGAUGACUAUAACUCUCGUUCUUCAGAACCUGGAAAGAAACGGGUGAGAUGGGCAGAUUUGGAAGAGGAGAAAGAUGCUGAGCGCAAACGAGCCAUAGGAUUUGUGGUUGGACAAACAGACUGGGAGAAAAUUACAGAUGAAAAAGGCGAAUUAGCACAGCGAGCAUUGAACCGCACUAAAUAUUUCUAAGGAACAGUUUGAAUUGUUUUUUUACAAUGAGGCUCUGCGAUAGCAGUGGAGAAAAAGGGCAAGAGAUCUUUCGUAAUGGUUGGGCAUACAAGAAAUUUCACAAUUUGAGUUUUUUUGUUUUAUUUACUGUUACACUGAAUGUACGAGCAACUAGACUAUUGGUGGUUGACUUAUCUUAUUAGUGGCCUGUGAGAAUUUUUUUUUAAGUUAAUCGGUAGUGUCAUUAAAAUCUUAAGUUGAAACCACACUAAUUGUAAUCCAGUGUGUCCUGAGCCUGCUAUCAUGGCUUUUCUUCAUCAGCUCGUUUUUUAAAAAUAUAUUGUAUUAAUGUAUUGUUCCUUGCUCUGUCCAUACCAAUUGUAAUUUUAAGGAGCAAUAAAGUUAAUUUGAAACCAAGGAACAGUUCAUGUGUCUACGCAGCAUGGGUGUUCCAACAUAUGUGUGUUUAUUAAGUGUUCAGCAUUUCUGUUUUUACUUUGAGAUAUCAUUCCAGCGUUUUUAUUUUGGACAGUGAAUGCCCCGAUCUUGCUUGACAUUUGGAAGAAGCGGUAGCUAGUGUGUCCAUCAUUUCUGAUGGCGCUUGGGGAAGUGCACUUCAGAGUUCUGGAGGUGUGUACUGUUCCACAUGAUACCACGCGGCUGGAUUGUGCACACUUCCAGCACCAGUUAUACAUUGUUAUCAAAGUGCGAAAUACCAGAAAUGAUAAUAUCAUCUUAUUAGAAAUGUUAACAAUUACAGUUUAUUUUGUGCUCUGCUGUAGAUGUACCACAUUUACUCUCACAAUGCAGCUGCGAAAAGGGGUAUGACUGAGAAUGAAAAAUUGCAAUUUAAAUGUAUAAUAGAAAUUUUGCAAUAUUUAUUCUGAGUUAAACUUUAAAUUCGUUUGAAUUGAAGAAAGCUAUUAUUUUAAAGCUUUUUGAAGUCUAUUUUGGGAAAUAUAUGUGCCAAAAUUAUAUUUUUCAGAAGGGAGAAAAGUGUGAUUUUCCAAGUAAUUAAAUUCUGUAUGCUUUUCUGUUGCUGAUAAAAAUAUUUGUGAAGAUUUCAAAUUUACAGAAGACAGCCUCUUAAUAUCAUUUGGAUUCAAAACAUGUCAAAGUAUUAAAUUAAUUUAAAUUUUGGUGUAAAGCAAUUAGAUUUUGGUAUUUGUGAUAGCGAAAGCUGCAGCUGUGAUUAAUUUCACUAUGCGUGCUAACUGAAGAACCAAUAUUAUUAAAACAUUCUAAUGGUGUUACACUGUUGGACAGAAGGAAAGCAUUUAUUCUAUGCUAUUCUUUCACAAUAAUUAGAAAAUACUUUGGCUGUUGGUUCAUUGGAGUAGUUUAAAAAAUGAGUGUGUAUAGAACUGUUAAAUAUCAUUGUCAUGUUUUGGUACAAAUCAAUUGUAGACCAGAGCUUUAUUUUUAAAAAAUAUGCUCUUUUUAGAGUUCCCUAUUGGAAUUUAAGAUAGUUUCUUUUGAUCUGAUUUCUUUACAUCUGGUUGCUGUUUUUAUACCUCCUUACAGAAUGAUUUAUUGCUCAAGUAGGUUUGUUUUCGAGAUUCUGUGGUUUUGCUUUGUCCGACCUAAAACCAGGACAGAUUUCUAACAAAACAUCAACUAUUGUCCUACGUAUUGAUCUAAGUUAACUAAAAUGUAAUUCGCUGCCUUUUUGGCCUAAUCUGUUGUGAAAUAUUUGCUUUUCAUUUGCAGUAAUUGAGUUCCUACGUAUCUUCAGCUUGCUUCGUAAAUAAAUGUCUU
Molecule: messenger RNA, 9385 nt
Organism: Amblyraja radiata (thorny skate)
Lineage: Eukaryota; Metazoa; Chordata; Chondrichthyes; Rajiformes; Rajidae
Gene: ylpm1
Product: YLP motif containing 1
Exons: 22
Coding region: 200-7648 (2482 amino acids)
Biological process (GO): regulation of telomere maintenance
Cellular component (GO): nucleus
Source: RefSeq, a predicted model, not a curated record